Molecule: messenger RNA, 7101 nt
Organism: Uloborus diversus
Lineage: Eukaryota; Metazoa; Arthropoda; Arachnida; Araneae; Uloboridae
Gene: Nedd4
Product: E3 ubiquitin-protein ligase NEDD4-like
Exons: 22
Coding region: 372-2795 (807 amino acids)
Biological process (GO): ubiquitin-dependent protein catabolic process; regulation of dendrite morphogenesis
Molecular function (GO): sodium channel inhibitor activity; protein binding; ubiquitin protein ligase activity
Source: RefSeq, a predicted model, not a curated record
ACAUUCCCGUUUUUUUUGCGUAAUGUUGUCGGCCAGCAACCUAACGGGGAGUUUAUAGAUGACUAAUAUUUUUUUUAGAAACGUCAGGAUAGAACUAGUCUUUGGGGGGUAUGUUCAGUUAAUAUCAUUUUAUUUAUUUAAUCAUCAGCGCUACGAAGAGCUAUCAUCAAACUAACGCCUUGUAGUUUUGCUUUGGAGAGGGUGUGUAAAUCACAGAUAUUUUAUCAAAACAUUUGCAGUGUGACACUGUAUGGCCAACCUAUUCGAAUGGAAAUCUACCAAACCUUUUAAAAUUUUGGAAGACGAAAUAUUAUAUGUUGCGUGUGGUGCACUGUAUAAAUUUGUGUACUUAAUUUAAUAGAAGCUGUUGUAUGGCGGAAUCUUCUCAAGCUCAAUGCAAUGGGAAUGUUGAAAACCAGAUAUCUGAAUCCGAUUCUCAGGAUGAAGCGCUAUCUAAAUCCCUACGGUUGAAGAUCAUAGCUGGUCACAAUUUAGCAAAAAAAGAUAUCUUUGGUGCAAGUGAUCCCUAUGUACGUGUGGACCUCUUGACAGAAGAUUCGGAUACUGUGAUUGAUACCUUUUGUACCAGAACAAAAAAGAGGACUUUGAAUCCUGUAUGGGAUGAGGAAUUUGUCUUUCAGGCAAGUACAAACCAUCGAUUGAAGUUUGAAGUUUUUGAUGAAAAUAGAUUGACUAGAGAUGAUUUCCUUGGUCUAGUUGAAUUACCUCUUAAAAACAUUCCUACUGAACGAUCUGGUCGCCACAUCAGUGCUAAAUACUACAUUCUACGGCCUCGGAGUUCCAAGUCUAGAGUCAAAGGGCAUCUAGAAAUUUAUCAUGCAUUCACCCCAACUGGAGCAUCAGAUGAUGAUGACACAUCUAGCCAACAGGAAACUGAAUCUGGUUGGGAGAUGGUGAACGCUGAAGAUGGCACUCGUGUUUUGGAGGAGACUGUGAUCUCCCCCAGAAUGGUGUCGACCCCUCCGUCCAGUCAUUCCCCUCUCCCUCCAGGGUGGGAGGAGAGGCAAGACGCCAAUGGGAGAACUUACUAUGUCAACCAUGCAGCACGGACUACCCAAUGGGAGAGACCGACCGGAGCCACUCAAAUUGAAGACGAUGUUCAGCAACGUAGUCUAGAGUCAGCACAAGAAUUCCGGCGCCGUGUACAUAUUAGUGUGGAUCACAGUGAUGAUGUGAUAGCUGAUCAUCCGCGCGAUAACACUGAAAUUUUAAGAACAAUGCUAGAAUCACAAAGGCUUGAUCCAAACAUCAGACGCCAUUCCAUGCCUACAAGUAGCCUCACAAGACAGACAAGCUCAAACCAGUCAAGUUCAGAAGGGUUGCCAGCGGGGUGGUCAAUGCAAGUGGCUCCUAAUGGGAGGGUGUUUUACAUUGAUCAUAAUUCCAAGACAACCACUUGGAUUGAUCCCAGAACAGGCAAACCUAGCAUACUCCCUAACCAGAGUAAUGUGCCAAAUAGGCCUCGUUUCAGCAGUGUUGACGACCUAGGUCCUUUACCGGAAGGUUGGGAAGAGCGGUUUCAUACUGAUGGGCGAAUAUUUUUUAUUGAUCAUAAUUCUAGAAUAACGCAGUGGGAAGAUCCUAGAUUAAAUAAUCCCAACAUAGCAGGACCUGCAGUUCCUUACUCAAGAGAUUAUAAAAGGAAAUAUGAAUAUCUUAAAGCAAAAUUGCCAAAACCUGCUAAUGUGUCUGGGAAGUUUGAGCUAAAAGUCAGUCGUGAUAAUGUUCUUGAAGAUUGCUAUCGUAUCAUCACUGCCGUCCAGAGAGUAGACAUACUGCGCACGAAACUCUGGGUUGAAUUUGAUGGAGAAGAGGUUCUAGAUUAUGGUGGUGCAUCUAAGGAAUUAUUCUUUCUCUUGUCUAAAGAAAUGUUUAAUCCUUAUUAUGGUUUAUUUGAAUACUCUGCUGUAGAUAAUUAUACUCUUCAAAUUAAUCCUGCUUCUGGUGUGUGCAAUGAAGAUCAUUUGUCCUAUUUUAAAUUUAUCGGUAGAGUAGCGGGCAUGGCAGUUUACCAUGGGAAGCUCCUGGAUUCCUUCUUUAUUCGUCCUUUUUAUAAAAUGAUGCUUGGGAAACCUAUUAGCCUUAAAGACAUGGAAUCAGUGGAUUCUGAGUAUUAUAAUUCACUGUUAUGGAUUAUGGAAAAUGAUCCUGCUGACUUGGACUUAAGGUUUUCCAUAGAUGAAGAUUUAUUCGGUCAAAUGCAGCAAAGAGACUUGAAGCCCAAUGGCAGUGAAAUUCCAGUUACCCAAGAGAAUAAAAUGGAAUACAUCAAUUUAGUCAUUCAAUGGAGAUUUGUGUCCAGAAUUGAGCCCCAGAUGAAUGCCUUCUUGGAGGGUUUUGGCGAAGUGGUUCCUAUGCAUCUAAUAAAAUUAUUUGAUGAGAAUGAGUUAGAGCUCCUGAUGUGUGGCAUUGGUAAGAUCGAUGUCAAAGAUUGGAAGCAGAACACUGUUUAUAAAGGAAGCUAUCAUGCCAACCACAUUGUGAUACAAUGGUUUUGGAGGAUGGUAAUGUCAUUCACCAAUGAAAUGCGUGCCCGACUACUACAAUUUGUGACAGGUACUUCUCGAGUCCCGAUGAAUGGCUUCAAAGAACUCUAUGGCAGCAAUGGCCCUCAGCUCUUUACUAUAGAAAAAUGGGGAACAACAGACAAUUUGCCUAGAUCCCAUACUUGCUUCAACAGGCUGGAUCUGCCUCCCUAUGACAGCUAUCAGGAACUGAGAGAUAGGCUAAUAACAGCAAUUGAAGGUUCUGAAACGUUUGGAGGGGUUGACUGAUUGCAGUGCUUGUGCGUAGAAAAUCAAAAGUUUGCUGCAAGGAGCUCAAUGGUGAUGAACUGAGUAAAUGAUUAUGAACUAUUUUAUUUAAGAUGUUGUAUAUAUUAUGUAAUAACAAAUUAGUAUAGAAUAUUUUCCAACUUUUGAAUGUCUUGUUUGUUGAAAUUUUGCUAUUCAUCUCUUGAAAAUGAAGAGAAGCGGAAAAAAUAUUUGUUCAUACGAAACUUCAUUUUUGUUGUUGAAUGUUAGCUUGUGCGCUUAUGUCUGCCCCCCGUCACAUUGCUCAAACUUGAAAACAUGGGCUAAAAAUAAUUUAUGUGAUGUCGUGUUAUCUAGUUGCUUCGUUAUGUGUUGUAUGAUUUCAGAUUUUUAUUAUUUAAUGCUUUGUAGAAGUUGUUUUCGAAAGUUGUGUGGCAAUUUUUGUUAUGAAAUUUUGAGAUAUUUUUAAUGUAGUGAAAUUAUUAUUAUUAUUACAUGUAAAGUUAAAAUCAUGUGAAAUUAAGCCCAAAAAACAUGCCAGCUGUUUAGGAAACAAAGGAGUUGUGGGAUUUGGUUUUAAUACAUAUAUUUUUUCUUUCUGUAGUGUAGUGCAGCUUCAAUAGUGAGUACAAUGGUUGUAUUCCUUAGUUUGUCCUUUACAUGUUCUUCAUUUGAGCGAGACAAAUUCAACAUGAAAAUUUCAUUAGUCUUCAUUAGAGUGCUAGAUUUUUUUUUAAAGAAUUUAGGAUAAUGGAAAUAUUGGGGUUUUUAAUAUAAUAGGAAAAAUAGUUCAAAUCAUUAACAAGUGUUCUGAUUGUAAGUAGAUGUCAGGACACCAGUUAUAAUUAGGUUAAGUGGCAUGAAUAUAUAUUUUCAUAUUGAAUUCUGUAUAAAUACAGCAGUGCUAUUGCUUUAAAAGUAAUGUGGGAAUAGAUUUACAUGCUUACAGAUUUAAAAAGUAAAGAAAUGUUUUUAAAAAAACUUUGUAAUUCCUCAAAUAUCCCGUCUCUUGCUAGACUUAAAAAAAAAAAAUGUGCCAAGUUAGCAAUUAAAUUUUAGUUAAUCAGAAAGUACAUUAAACUAUGUAAAUUAUUUGCUGACAAGUUUAUUCGUAUAUGUUAUUGAACAACUGUGGAAUUUUGAAGUUACCAUUUUUUUUUUUUUUUAAUUGUCAAUGCAUUUUAGUCAACAAGUGCAAAUCCAAUUGUACUACUAAACGAGCUGCUAUGCCUCAGAAUUCCGAGAAAUAACCCUUAAUGACAUUUUAUUAUUAUAAGCAAAAAUUUUUGCAGCGUUCUAUAUCUUAAAUGCAUGAAUAUUUCUAACAAUGUCCCACCCCCCUUUAACUUUAGUUCAUUACGGCGCCUAUUUUAUCUCCUUUUCCUUAUGUAGUAUUCAUUACUUUAUUCAUUCCAGAAUGUAUCAUCUAUCAUGGAUUGAAAGAAUUUUAAUAGACUGUUUGCUUGCCAAAUCAAUCUGCUUCGAAUCAUUCCCAUCAACUAGACUAAUUUAAUUAAUUGGAUAUGAAUUUCUCAUGAGUUCUUUUUCAAAAUAAAGUCCACUAGAAUUGUGAUAUUUUAUUAAGCUUGUUGUCACGUGAAAAAUUGUUUUAAUUUGCAACAUCAUUCACUCAGAUUUCUUAAAUGAACAAGUACAUUUGAGUGAAUGUAACUCGUUCAUUUCUUCAAUUAAUGAGUACAAUGUUUAUGGAUGGUAUUGAAGCUAGAAAAUUUUGCAUGAAGAAGUAGUUUUCUUUUAAAGUUCAUAAUACUAUGUUUAACUUCAAGAAAGCUGGAAACCCCUACUUGAUUGAAACAUUAUUAAUGCUAAAAAUUGUAUGUGUGAUGUAUGUCAUUUUUAUGUUUACAUUUUUUAAUUUUCAAAUAAAGAAAGAUUGUAUUAAAAUUAAAUUAGACCGAAAUAAUAUAAACCUCUUCCGCACAAGGGACAUAAUGUUGUAUAUCAAGCUUCGACAUAGGCCCUACUACCUGCUAAAUUGCCAUUAAUGUCCAUGUGGUAAUCGCCUGAUUUCAAUGAAUUAUAUUUUGUUUUAAAUAAUCUAUUUCAUAUUUUGACUAUUAUUUGUAAUACAUUAUUUUAAUGUGUUAGUUUUUUAUGUGAAUUAUUUAUUUUUCAUGAUAUUUGUUUACGUAACUAAAAAAAAAAAUUUGAUUUGAUUUUUCUGCUUAAUGAUAUGUAGAAUAAUAUUUUACUUAAUCUGAAAUCAAAACCUAUUUAUGUAGGUAACUACAGGGUUCGUACGGGUCAUGGAAAUCCUGUAAAGUCAUGGAAAAAAAAUAAGCAAAUUUCAGACUUGGAAAAGUCAUGGAAAAUUGAAAUUUUCAGUCUAAGUCAUGGAAAUUUAUUUUCAGUCAUGGAAAAAUGUUCUGGGAAAAAAGUAACAGUAGCUAAAAAAAAGCAUUAGAAAUCUUGAGUGACUUAGUAUUGCACCAUAAAAGCUAUUUAAACUGAAAAAUUGAACGAUCUCAAAAAACAUUGCAUCCAAGUUCGUUUCCAUCACUCCUAAAUCUUUAUUUUAAGAUUUAUCAGAGUUUAUCUCAAUUUGUUGAAGGUUUUGGACAAUCUUUGGUCAGGCGAUAGAACACAGAAAUCAGGCAAUUUUAAUGCUCAAAAACAGUAGUGCCCAAUAUACGGCCCGCAAAACUAAUCCAUGCGACCCACUGGUACGUUCAGUGUCAUUAUUCAAACAUGUUCUGGAAUUUCUGAACCUAUUAAUUUAUAUAUGCAUUUGAAAAUGUACAAAUAAGUAAACAAGUACAUUUAAAUCAAAAGAUUUAUUUACUAUGAAAUGUUUUUUUUUUUUUAAAUAUCUGGUUUAGAAACAUGAAUUUACUAAAGAAUGUGGCUUUAUUUUAAAGAACCAAAAAAUUGUCAAUUUGACAUUAAAAGACAACUUUUGAAGCAAAUUUAUUGAAACUUAGUAAUGAUUCAUUCAACCUUUUCCCCAAUCAUUAUCAUUCUGCCUGUUUAAAAAAAAUAGUCGCCAUGUUUAAGCAUCAUUCACUGUAGUUUUAACUUAAACUUAUAUGAUGAAAACGGUAAGAAUUCAGUUUUUUAGUUGUACACUGAUAUUUUUUCAAUCAGGCAGUGGCAUUCACAUAAAAGUUUUGCUAAUGCUCAUUUCCACAAAAAAAAAAAAAUCGUAAGUUUGAUAUUAAAUAGUACUAUUCUCUUCGUGUAACAAUGUCAUGAAAAUUUUCAUGAAGUCUUGGAAAAGUCAUGGAAUUUUUUCAUCCAAAUAGAGUAUGAACCCUGUAACUAUGAUGCUCACUUUUUUAAAAAAAUUGUGUAUGUAAAUAGUAUUUCAUUCAUAUUUUCUUUUUGCAUUCAAUCAAUAAGUUGGCUUGUUCAAUAUUCAAAUUAAUCAUAAAAUGCACAUUUAUUAUUAACUUUACAAUAGAAACAUUUGUUUUGAUGAGAAUUUCAGUAUUGAGGAAUUAUUAUGCAAAAAGAAAAGCCUCAUUUAAAAAUGCUUUAAAAAUGAAUUUUACUUUUAAAGCAUAUAUUUAUGUAUUAUUUCACAUUUAAAUGUAAACUUAACAAAACAAGUUAGUUUUUAGCAAAUUAGAUAUUUUGUACUUCCUGUUGAUACAUUCAUAAUUACUUUUAUAGCUCAGUUUUUUUUUAACAUCUGUGCUUUUUUAGGCAGCAUCAAAUUCAUGUUUGAAAAUCAUUUAAUUGUAAAUCUUAUGUUUUUUAGGACAGAGAGGAAAAAAUAACAAACUAGAAUGUGGAUUUUAAAAGUAUUUUGAUAUAGAUAUAUUCAUUGUUAGCUUUGAUGACUUAUUUGAAUUUUUAUAUGCUCAUUUAAAUUUGUACCCUCACUUUUACUAUUCAAUUAAAUCCAUAGCAGAAUGUAAUGGAUAUUUAAAAAUAUUUUGUAGGGUUAGUACAAGCAAUGCAAACUUUUUUUCUUGCAUUUUGUAUAUAUGUGCCCAAGAAAUUGAUCAUCACCUCGUAUAAGGUAUUUAACUUUGGGUUAAUAGUUUAAAUUCCAUACAUAUUAGCAUUUAUAAAAAAUCAAUUUUAUUGUUUAAAUUUAAAAAAAAAAAUAAAUCCUUUAUAUCCAGACAAGCGUGAUAUUUUUAUAGUAACAUUGUGUUGGACAACAGCUUCAUUUGGUGCCAUUUCCGGUGUAAAAAUUAUUGAAAUGUUAAAUUUUAUUUCACAAGUUAAUGUACAAACCUUGCCAUGUGAUGCACUUUGUUUGGGAGCCUUUUGCCUAUGGGACUUUUUAGUGUAACAGGGUUCAUAUGCUCCAGGAAUUGUCAGGAAAAAUUACAUUGUUAAAAAUCUCAGGGAAAAG